AGUAAUACUAUGAAAAUCUGAAAAAUCUUCUGCUUGUUCAUACAUUUGCUCUGCAGAGAAGAAACAACAAGCAGUCUUACGUUAAAAACUAAAUUGCAAACAGAAACAGUGUCAUUAAUGCAAACCAGGUGUUGGAUUUGACACAUAUGUCUCUGUUGAUUAAACAUAUUAUGAGAGUUAGUGUGAUGCAAUGGAUGCUGGAGUGCAUAGUUUUUUAAAGUCUUCAAAGUAGAAGACUACAAAAAAUCUUCUACUUUUUAUGUACCCUAAGCUUUUUAUGUAGCUUAGGGUACAUAAAAAGACCCUGAGCUCUUAAAUACGAUUUAAGAAUCCAGUUUGAGCGUGCCGUGUGCAUCAGAAACCACGUCACCAUCUAUUUACGAGCUUCUUUUUAAGUGUUGGGUUUUACGUGGCGGUGCAGAGAAACACUGCAACAAAUGGAACCAAGUGAAACAUACCUGCCGUAUAGGAAGGAAGAGACGGCAUGAUGUAUUUCACACGACACACUCACGUCCUCCACAAAGGUCACAUCUCUCACAGAUCUGAAGGGCUCAAAGCUUCCAGGAAGUACACGCAGAAAAACUCGUCUGCUUUGGGGAGCGUCUGCUCAGAAGCGCAUGGGAUGCCACGGGCGACAGGCCGCUCCACUGCAUCAUGAUCAACACCUACCAGACCAGCAUGGCGCUGCCGCAGGUGCCUCCGCCGGUGCCGCCGCGGCUCGGCAGGCCCGAGCCCAUCCUCAUCCCGACCCAGCUCCCAUCGCCAGGCUACAGCAAGCCACUUCUGCGAUUUCUGGUCUGCGUGGUGACGCUGCACUUGUUUCUGUCUGUCGGAGGUUUUCUAUACCUGUACUACAAUGAAAGACAAAUUGCACAUGCAACAUACUCCUCACCACAAGGAAGAGUUGGUUUUCCCCCCGUAGAAAAACAAGAAACAACCUACAAAGCCUUUGCACGCAUGUUAAUUGGAAAACCAAAUGCUAUAAUUGAGAAAAAAUCUGGUUACCUUGAGUGGAGAAUGGACCUCUCAGUUCGCAAGAACAUCAACUACUACGGCAAUAGCUGGCUGACGGUCCUGGAGCCCGGUGACUACCUCAUCUACUCCAGGGUGACCUUCUCCAAGCACAGCGUCGCCCCGCUGACCGGCUGCAUCAAGCUGAGGAACAUGGAGACGGGAGAGGAGAAGGAGGUGACCAAGGCCCACUGCAGCCUGAGCGACAAGGACGGCCUGAACCCUCAGCUGUGCACAGUUACGCUGCAGGACGUGAUCACGCUGAGCAGGGGGAACCAGCUCUCCGUCUGGGUGGAAAACCUCUCGCUUGUGGACUACGGAAAGCAAUCGACGAGUUUUGGGAUGUAUAAGCUGUAGGAGCCGCGUGGACCGGGACUCCAAAACAGGGAUCUGCGACUGUGGAUGGAAUAUCGAUACUAAGAAGACUCUGCAGGAGUUAAUCAACAAACUCUUGUGGAAUUUAGAGACAUUUCCAAACUAUAAUUUAUUAAAUAACAUUGUCUUUUUCUUUGUUAUUGUCAGUGAUUGCUUUGUGUUUAUUUAUA
Poecilia reticulata (guppy) is the source of this 1556-nucleotide messenger RNA. RefSeq names its product CD40 ligand (gene cd40lg). NCBI's taxonomy places the organism in Eukaryota, Metazoa, Chordata, Actinopteri, Cyprinodontiformes, Poeciliidae. Gene Ontology annotation, molecular function: tumor necrosis factor receptor binding. The record is from RefSeq and is a predicted model, not a curated record. Gene Ontology annotation, cellular component: membrane. Gene Ontology annotation, biological process: immune response.